AUGAACAAAAUAAUUCUAUGUGGCGCAAUUUCGAUAAUUCUCCGUAUCGAAUAUCUAAUUGCUCGAAUUAUUGUGAAAAAGAAGCAGCCGGAAUGGAAUGAUAAUAAGGUGCGAUUGUUCACAGUGCGAAUCGUCUCCUUCACACAUGCCACAAUUUCGGCAUUGGGAUGUCUGUGCAGUUUGGCAACUGAUUGGAAUUAUGUUCGAGAACCCUAUGACUAUCACAAGCAUUAUGCCGAAUAUGUAUUUUUGUUCUCGAUGGGUUAUUUUAUUUAUGAUCUUGCCGAUAUGUAUAUACACGGGGAAUUAGAGAAUUCGAAGGAGUAUCUUGUGCAUCAUUCGUUGGUGAUUAUCUCGUUUACUAUUAUUCUCAUGACGGGAAGACUAUUUGGGCUUGCCAUGAUUGCGCUUCUUGUUGAGGUUCAAACAAUAUUCCUCCAUCUGCGGACAAUGGUGAGAAUAGCAUAUGGCUCGAAAAAGCAAUCUGAUCUAAUGGAUGCCCUUAUUAACGCGAAUAUGCUAUGCCUUUUCCUUUUUAGACACUUGCCAGUUUGCUACUUGCUCUUCUUCCUUCUCUGCCAAGACCACAAGGUCCCAUUUUUGCUGAAAUCAUUCCUAGUUGGUGGAUUAACGUUCUUGGAGUACCACAACACCCAUUUGACGAUCGCCAUGGCGAAAUCUGAUGGAUUUUUCGGGCAUGAACGACAGGCAUUGGACGAAGAUAGCUGCGAUCCGCUUGGAUCAGUGAAAAAAGAGCCGAAGAAAGUCGAAUAA
This is a messenger RNA of Caenorhabditis bovis, 774 nucleotides long. The record is from the annotation of a GenBank genome assembly. NCBI's taxonomy places the organism in Eukaryota, Metazoa, Nematoda, Chromadorea, Rhabditida, Rhabditidae.